AUGCCUGCCACUAAACAGACACUGCCACCAGAAACUACCAACACACGCCUGCCACCAUACACCUCUCACCAGCGAAUCCCACCAAAUUCCUUGCCACUAACAACUACCACCAUAAAAACUAUCACCCCACACCAUUCACCAAACGCCUACCACCCUACACCUCCCACCAGCAACUACCACCACACGCCAACCACUAGCGACAACCAUCCACAUACAUCUGCCACCAACCGCUUACCACCCUACACCUACCACCACACCGCCUACCACCUUCCACUUUCCACCAGCAACUACCACCCUACACCUACCACCACACGCCUACUACCAAACACCUCUCACCCGCAACUACCACCAGCGCCCCCCACAUCCACAUACAUCUGCCACCAGCAACUACCACCCUACACCUACCACCACACGCCCCCCACCCUACACCUUCCCACCGCACGCCUACCACCACCCCCACCCCACCAUCCACGCGCCCACAUCGCGGUCAUCAUGACAGGGGUAACUACAAGCCGGAAUCAGCUGUCGGAAGCACCUGUAAUGGCCGCAGACAACAUCACUUAA
Messenger RNA from Penaeus vannamei (Pacific white shrimp), 564 nucleotides. The record is from RefSeq and is a predicted model, not a curated record. Lineage: Eukaryota; Metazoa; Arthropoda; Malacostraca; Decapoda; Penaeidae.